AUGGCGCUGGACGGGAUCCGCAUGCCGGACGGCUGCUACGCCGAUGGGACGUGGGAGCUGAGCGUCCAUGUCACCGACCUGGGCCGCGACGUCACCCUGAGGGUCACCGGCGAGAUUCACAUCGGCGGCGUCAUGCUGCGUCUAGUCGAGAAACUCGAUGUCAAGAAGGACUGGUCGGACCACGCGCUGUGGUGGGAGAAGAAGAAGACCUGGCUGCUGAAGACGCACUGGACCUUGGACAAGUACGGCAUCCAGGCGGACGCCAAGCUCCAGUUCACGCCCCAGCACAAGCUGCUGCGCCUGCAGCUGCCCAACAUGAAGUAUGUCAAGGUGAAGGUCAACUUCUCAGACAGGGUCUUCAAGGCUGUUUCUGACAUCUGCAAGACGUUCAACAUCAGGCAUCCAGAGGAGCUUUCCCUUUUGAGGAAACCCAGGGACCCAUCAAAGAAAAAAAAGAAGAAGUUGGAUGACCAGUGUGAGGAUGAUGCCUUCGAGCUGGAGGGUCCACUGAUCACGCCGGGGUCUGGCACCGAUAUUCUUUACAUCGGCCCCGUCAAAGGAAACAUCUACUCCAGCCCUGGACUGUACAGCAAAACCAUGACCCCGACCUACGACGCGCAUGACGGCAGCCCCCUGUCACCCACCUCGGCCUGGUUUGGGGACAGCGCCCUGUCGGAGGGGAACCCAGGCAUCCUGGCUGUCAGCCAGCCUGUCACCUCCCCGGAGUCCCUAGCCAGAAUGUACAAGCCACAGGCGCUGCUCGAUAAAGCCAAAACCAACCAAGGGUGGCUGGAUUCGUCCCGGUCCCUGAUGGAGCAAGAGGUGAAAGAGAACGAGGCUCUGCUGCUCCGGUUCAAGUACUACAGCUUCUUCGACCUGAACCCCAAGUACGACGCCAUCCGCAUCAACCAGCUGUACGAGCAGUCCAAGUGGGCCAUCCUGCUGGAGGAGAUCGAGUGCACGGAGGAGGAGAUGAUGAUGUUUGCCGCGCUUCAGUACCACAUCAAUAAGCUGUCCAUCAUGUCCUCGGAAAACCACCUGAACAACAGUGACAAGGAGGUGGACGAGGUGGAUGCUGCACUCUCAGAUCUGGAGAUCACCCUGGAGGGUGGCAAAACAUCGACGGUGCUGGGUGACAUCACUUCCAUCCCAGAGCUGGCUGACUACAUUAAAGUCUUCAAGCCCAAGAAGCUGACGUUGAAAGGCUACAAGCCAUACUGGUGCACCUUCAAAGAUACCUCCAUCUCCUGCUAUAAGAGCAAAGAGGAAUCCAAUGGGACUCCUGCACACCAGAUGAACCUGAGAGGGUGUGAAGUUACCCCUGAUGUGAACAUCUCUGGGCAGAAGUUCAACAUCAAGCUUCUGAUCCCGGUGGCAGAGGGGAUGAACGAAAUCUGGCUCCGCUGUGACAACGAGACGCAGUACGCCAGCUGGAUGGCCGCCUGCCGCCUGGCCUCCAAGGGCAAGACGAUGGCCGACAGCUCCUAUGGCAUGGAGGUGCAGAACAUCCUCUCCUUCCUAAAAAUGCAGCAUUUGAACCCAGACCCCCAGCUGAUCCCAGAGCAGAUCAACACUGACGUUAACCCCGAGUGCCUGGUGUCUCCACGCUACCUGAAGAAGUACAAGAACAAGCAGCCAGGCUAUGUAAGAGACUUGAUCACGGCACGCAUCCUGGAGGCUCACCAGAACGUCGCUCAGAUGAGUCUGAUCGAGGCCAAGAUGAGGUUCAUCCAAGCCUGGCAGUCGCUGCCGGAGUUCGGCAUCACGCAUUUCAUCGCCAGGUUCCAGGGCGGCAAGAAGGAGGAGCUGAUCGGCAUCGCCUACAACCGGCUGAUCCGCAUGGACGCCAGCACGGGCGACGCCGUCAAAACCUGGAGGUUCAGCAACAUGAAGCAGUGGAAUGUCAACUGGGAGAUCAAAAUGGUGACAGUGGAGUUCGCAGACGACGUCCGCGUGUCCUUCAUCUGCACCGAGGUGGACUGCAAAGUGGUCCACGAGUUCAUCGGGGGCUACAUCUUCCUGUCAACGCGAGCCAAAGACCAGAACGAGAGCCUGGACGAGGAGAUGUUCUACAAACUGACCAGCGGGUGGGUGUGAGCCCCAGGCACUGUACCCCGAGAGGAGACCCCACAGCCAUAGUGAUAUUUAACGUUCAACAGCUGCUCCUUGAGCUGUGCUGCUUAAUAAAGUAAGCUUGAAAGUGUAUCUUUUUUUGUUUCCCUCUAAUCAGGAAAGUUGGGGUUGUUUUCUUUUGCAGUACCUGCCCAGUUAACCAGUGUGCACUAACGAGCACUUCUCUUAACCUUGCUAUAACCAAGAGAGCCGUGUCUGGGCCGGGUGUGCCACGCCAGCGCCCUUCAGCUGCUGCCGCAGCAGGCAGAGCAGGCUGAGCUGCGCCUGGCACAGCAGCCUCUUCCUAAGAGAACUCUAAGCCAUCUUCUAAAGCCAGCCAGGGCUUGACCUAUAUGAAGUCUUUCUCCUCUUGUAACACAGGAGUGUUCCUUCUUGCCUUUUGGUUCCUUGGGUUUAGUCUGUCCCUGUGACCCGUUCGGAAGCCAUCCCCACCUGUAAGCAGAGCUUCUGCCUCUCUGCUUCCACCCUGCACACCCAGGACCACGCUUAGCGAGGCGCUGGGGAUGCAGCUGUGAGGGCAAGUCGAGUGCGGCCUCGAAAUGCUGCCCCUUCUGUUAAGUCUGUUCCAGCUUGGGGUUUGUGUCUUUAAACGUGCCUUUUGAUAUCCUCUGCUCUGGUCCUGUCUUGUCCGCGGGCUCUACCUUGUGUUUUAGUUGGACACCGCUGUUGUAUUAUUGGCACCUGCAGUAUUUGUCACCAGCAUAGCCACUGCCUCUGCCCCACCAUAUGCAAAACUUCUGCCGUGACAAGAUGAAGUCAAAAGGUCUAUGAAGUGUAACGGGGGUUUGGGGUGGGGUUUUCUGUGUGUGUAACUAAUGUAAAAACAACCAAACCAACCCCAAACCCCACAGGUUUUAUAAAGUUGUACAGUUUUUUAACUACUCUCGCAAGCCAGCUUGGAGUUGUCAGCAUAGAGCAGCAGUAACUGUAGGAUGCCUGGCGGGAGCAUGGGGAGUCACCCAAGUACCCCCUCCAAACACCUCAAUUUCAACCCAGGAAAUCUGUCUCUUAAAGAGGAGUUCAGAGCUGUGCACACGACCCUUCCCAAGGGCCAGGCUCUCCCUCUUCGGUUAGCCAGCACCGCCUCAAGGCUAGUGAGGAGGGCAGCUCCUGCCCGCCCGAUGCUGGGGCACACCCAGCGCUGGCUCCCUGCAGUCUGUGGUUACAAGACUAUGUACAAAUGCAUUUUAUUUUAAAUAAAAGGCAAAUCUUUUAUUUAA
Molecule: messenger RNA, 3353 nt
Organism: Pogoniulus pusillus (Red-fronted tinkerbird)
Lineage: Eukaryota; Metazoa; Chordata; Aves; Piciformes; Lybiidae
Gene: FERMT2
Product: FERM domain containing kindlin 2
Exons: 16
Coding region: 1-2097 (698 amino acids)
Biological process (GO): cell-matrix adhesion; integrin-mediated signaling pathway
Cellular component (GO): focal adhesion; extrinsic component of cytoplasmic side of plasma membrane
Molecular function (GO): integrin binding
Source: RefSeq, a predicted model, not a curated record